AUGCUGCUCGAGCGCGGCAUAUCGCAAAAUCAGCAAGGAGGUUCGACGCAUGGGGGCGGCAGCCAAGCGUCCAACAACUUUAACAAGUACAGCAGCAACAUCAGCGAGGCCCCGUCCACGAUAUCCUGCAGUACUUCGACCGCACAACUGCUCCAGGACGUCGUAUCGUAAAGAAAAAUCCCCCCUCCCCAUAUUGAAAACGCAUCCGUCUGAAAAUUUGUGAUGCACAUUUGUGACCUCAAAUCUUGUCUGUCUUGCAAGAAGGCAAGUCCAGAGAGCCCCCUGCAUUUUGCAGGCGGUUUGUGAUGCUGUUGGGCUUAAGGCAUACACGUUUGCCAUGCUAGGCGCCUACGUCAAAACCUCUCGGCCGAGGCUUGACAUAUGCCCGCAGUCCUCUACUGCAAGACAAAUCUGAUUUGUGUACGGAAAUCCAGCAUCAGAAACUUCGUUUCGAUAUGGGGAGGGGGAAUUUUUCCUCUUGAUACGUCGGGGGCGCAUCCCCGUCCGCGGGCUCCUAUCAGCAUCUUAUCCUGAAGCAUGGGAAUGACGGCGAGAACGUGAAGAAGUUUAAAGCUUCGACUUGUAGUUCGCGGGAACCAAGCAGUAGACUUGUGGUUCUUCGCGCCGAUCAUGCAAGAGGUGCCUUUCAUCUUCUACAACGGCUGGCGUUUCUUCUACAACCUUGCGCGGGCCUCGAUUUUUCGACAGCAACCGCGGUCUAUGGUCCGCAACAAGAAGCCAGGAGUCGAUUAGGAACGGACAAGAUGAUAGCCUGGCCGACUCACCAGUAG
Messenger RNA from Amoebophrya sp. A120, 791 nucleotides. The record is from the annotation of a GenBank genome assembly. Lineage: Eukaryota; Dinophyceae; Syndiniales; Amoebophryaceae.